Messenger RNA from Paramecium sonneborni, 737 nucleotides. The record is from the annotation of a GenBank genome assembly. NCBI's taxonomy places the organism in Eukaryota, Ciliophora, Oligohymenophorea, Peniculida, Parameciidae.
AUGCAAAAAGAGAUAAAAGAAGAAGAAUGUGAUUAUUCUUUUAAAAGUAAAUAAGUUAAAUACUGCUAAUAAAGUUGCUUUAGUAGGGGAAUGUGAUGUUGGCAAAACUUGUAUUUGGCAAAAUUAUUUAAAGGGAACGAUACCAAAGAAAACUGCUCCAACAAUAGGUGUAGAAUUUGAAACAAAAUUUAUCACACUUUCUGAUGGAUCAAGAAUAAAAGCCCAAAUUUGGGAUACAGGUACUGAAUGAUUAUAGGAAGCUGGACAAGAAAGAUAUCGUUCUCUUACUAAUAGGUAGAAAAUAUAUUAUUGACAAAUAAAGUCAUUUUAGAAAAGUAGUUGGAGCCUUAGCAAUUUUUGAUUUAACCAAUAAAACAAGUCUUGAAAAAUUAUAACUUUGGAUAUAAGAAUUAAAACAUCAUGGAGAUGGAGAUAUUCAAAUAAUAAUUAUAGGAAACAAAUUAGAUUUAGUGUAAAAAAAUCCAAGUUGUAGAUAAGUAUCAGAAAAUGAUAUUAAAUUAUUUAUUAAAUAAAAUAAAUGGAAGAUAUUUGAAAUAUCAGCUCAUUUACCAGAAAAUGUAAAUCAAUGUUUUGAAACUUUAUUUAUAGGUUAAAUUUCAUAAUUAAUAUAAUUAGACCUUUGUAAAUAAAAGACUGGAUUUAGAGGAGGAGAACAAUCCUAAUUAAAACUUAUGAAAUAAUCUGCAAACUUAAAUGAAGGAAAAUGUAAAUGUUGA